Molecule: messenger RNA, 486 nt
Organism: Gossypium arboreum
Lineage: Eukaryota; Viridiplantae; Streptophyta; Magnoliopsida; Malvales; Malvaceae
Product: cytosolic sulfotransferase 15-like
Exons: 1
Coding region: 1-486 (161 amino acids)
Biological process (GO): sulfation
Cellular component (GO): cytoplasm
Molecular function (GO): sulfotransferase activity
Source: RefSeq, a predicted model, not a curated record
AUGUUCUGCCAAGGAAUCAAUGAAUUUGGACCAUUUUUCGAUCAUGUGCUAGGGUAUUGGAGGGCAAGCCAAGAAAAAUCGAGCAAAAUAUUGUUUUUACAGUAUGAAGAUCUCAAGGAAGACAUCAAUUCUCACCUAAAAAAGUUGGCAAUGUUUUUGGGGGUUCCUUUCACUGAGGAAGAAGAGAAACAAGGAGUUGUUGAAGAAAUAGCGAAAAAUUGCAGCUUUGAGAACAUGAAAGACUUGGAAGUGAAUAAGAAGGGCGCGCAAACUUUUGGGUAUCCACAAGAAACUUUCUCAGGGAAAACAAAGACUUUUGUGAUUCCACGGAAGCUUUCUUUAGAAAAGCAAAACGGAGAUUGGAGCAAUUAUCUCACACCCUCCAUGGUUGAUCGUCUAGAGAAACUUAUUCAAGAGAAAUUGGAUAACUCAGGUUUAACAUUUAAAUUGUUCUCUAAAACUUCAAAAGAUAUUACUUCUACAUGA